Messenger RNA from Prunus mume (Japanese apricot), 1714 nucleotides. Its product is annotated as 26S proteasome non-ATPase regulatory subunit 13 homolog B. The record is from RefSeq and is a predicted model, not a curated record. Gene Ontology annotation, molecular function: structural molecule activity. Gene Ontology annotation, biological process: ubiquitin-dependent protein catabolic process. Lineage: Eukaryota; Viridiplantae; Streptophyta; Magnoliopsida; Rosales; Rosaceae. Gene Ontology annotation, cellular component: proteasome regulatory particle, lid subcomplex; cytosol; nucleus.
CCCGACCCGACUUUUAGUUGCUAUGCCGGCUCUUCUGUAUAUUUACGCACAUACACGGAUAAAAGCGCAAAGAUUUUUCGUCACUUUUGUGUUCUUUUCUUUGAGCACAAGUUAAAUAAGGUGGUUUUUGGGAUUCGUAUAAAUACAAACCAAACAAAGCCUUAGGUCUCCCAACCCUCGCAAAUUCUCUCCGAAUCAGGCAUGGCCGCGCUGCAGUACCUGGAGUCGUUGCGCAACGCGCAUCCGGAGCUCUCCGAUUGGUACAAUUCGCUCGCAGAUCUGUACCAGAAGAAGCUAUGGCACCAGCUCACUCUCAAGCUCGAACAGUUUGUUGCUCUCGCCGUGUUCCAGGCUGGCGAUGCUCUGAUACAGUUAUAUCACAAUUUCAUCACUGAUUUUGAGACUAAAAUCAACCUUCUGAAGCUUGCACACUUCGCAGUAAUUGUUUCUCGGCAGUAUCCAGAGAAGGAAGCUGCUAUCAAUUACCUUGAAGGGGUGAUUGAGAAGCUUCAAGCCACUAGAGAGCAACGGAUAGAGGAACCAAUCCUUUACAUUAAGAUGCAAAUAGCAAUAUUCAAACUUGAGCAAGAAGAUCAGAAAGAGUGCAAAAAACUUCUAGAAGAUGGAAAGAGUACACUUGACAGUAUGACUGACAUCGAUCCAUCUGUAUAUGCUAGCUAUUAUUGGGUUUCAUCUCAAUACCAUAAGUUCCGUCAGGAAUUUGCUGAGUUCUACAAAAGUGCUCUUCUUUAUCUAGCAUACACAUCAGUGGAGUCUCUCUCAGAAUCAUUUAAGCUGGAUUUGGCAUUUGAUUUGUCCCUUUCUGCGCUCCUGGGAGACAACAUCUACAACUUUGGAGAGCUGCUUGCACAUCCUAUUAUUAAGAGUCUUCUAGGGACAAAGGUAGAGUGGCUUUACUAUAUUCUUCAAGCGUUCAACUCUGGUGAUUUAGUCCGUUAUCAAGAAUUAUGUCGUGUGCAUAAUGCUGCUCUUAGAGCUCAACCGGCUUUAGUUGAAAAUGAGAAGAAGCUUCUGGAGAAGAUUAACAUCCUAUGCUUGAUGGAAAUUAUCUUCAGCCGGCCAUCUGAAGAUAGGACUAUACCUUUGAGUAUCAUUGCAGAGCGUACGAAACUUUCUGUCGAGGAUGUGGAGCAUCUUCUUGUGAAGAGUCUUUCUGUUCAUUUGAUUGAGGGAAUAAUUGAUCAAGUUGAGGAAACCGUGCAUGUGUCCUGGGUGCAACCAAGAGUUUUGGGAAUUCCACAGAUCAAAUCGUUGCGUGAUAGGCUGGAUGGUUGGUUGGACAAAGUGCAUACAGCUUUGUUAUCUAUCGAGGCGGAAACACCUGAUUUGGUUGCAUCAUGAGUUAGGUCUCUUGCUUUGUUUUCUGCCUUUGGUGUAACAAAUCCUAAUCGAAAAAAAUGUGAGUUUAAAAUGCAAGGGCGGCCAAGUAAACAGUAGUCUCCGUUAGUUGAGCACUUGGGCCAACGUUUUUUAUGCUGCUUUUCAUAUUGCUGAUGCUUUUCUUGAAUCAUUUUCCUGGAAGGAGAAGCCUCAUGUACUGCACUUGGGACUAAAUUCCAUUUCAUAUAUAGGUGGCAUGCCUAGAGACAUGGUGAAUCAAAUUCAGAGAUGGCUGUGUAACCUUAAGCGAUAUUAAACUAUGUAUUUGGAAUAUUUCUUAGAUUUUUACCGUAAUGUGAUGAUCCACUUUAUG